Molecule: messenger RNA, 1530 nt
Organism: Magallana angulata
Lineage: Eukaryota; Metazoa; Mollusca; Bivalvia; Ostreida; Ostreidae
Product: beta-1,3-galactosyltransferase 5-like
Exons: 2
Coding region: 138-1232 (364 amino acids)
Cellular component (GO): membrane
Molecular function (GO): hexosyltransferase activity
Source: RefSeq, a predicted model, not a curated record
GCGGAAUCCCAAGAAGAUAGGUGUGGAGAUCUGUCUGUGUAAAGGAACCGUCCCUCGGCAUCAAUGGCCGCUCCCUAGCUGCUAAAUAACUGAACCACCCCGAGUUCCCGUCGGUGACACGGAAGGCAACAACCAUUAUGGAUGGGUCCUCUAUGAAGACGAUACGAAACUGUCGAUUUAAUUACAGAACUCUGGCCGUGUUGGUUUGUGUGAUUUUAAUCGUUGGUAUAAUCUAUACGAAAUAUUUCCACUUUCGGAAUUCUGGGAAAACAUGGCGUCCUAUAGAUUUGGUACCAUUGGAGACAUGCGUCGGCAGCACGUGCAUCUUAUCAAACGAUACAUCUGCUGGAAUGAAAUAUGCUUUGUAUUUCCAACCUAGAAAAACUAAAGUGAAUGAAUUUGUGUAUCGGUUCAUAAAUCAGCCAACAGACACGUGCGACCCGAUGUCUCCCCCGGUUUUAAUCAUUAUAGUACCUUCCUCUCCUUCCCACGUAGAAGAGCGGAAAGCUAUUCGAUCCACGUGGGGAAGCGUAUCUCACGGAGAGAAAUGGCCGUUACAAAAUAUCAAAGGUAAAGCUAAGCUCGUGUUUUUGUUAGGAAUAACCGAAAACAUCACCACCCUUCAGAAGAUACAGGACGAAGUCAAUGAACACAACGAUAUCGUCCAGUGUAAUUUUCUAGACACAUACCGAAAUCUGUCCCUCAAAAUAUUGUCCGGAAUUCGAUGGACAUACUUGAAAUGUCCCGAUGUUAAGUAUAUUUUGAAAGCGGACGACGACACGUUUGUCAAUCUGCCGCUACUCGUAGCCACGCUGGAGGGGUACUACCACAAGGUGGACAGAAACGGAGCUAUAUUUGGAAACAUUAAUGGCGACGCCAAGGUCAGACGCCGAGGGAUGUGGAAGGUCAAUGAAAUCGAUUACCCUUUUCCCCAUUUUCCACCGUAUGCAUACGGAAACACCUACGUCAUAUCCGCUAAUAUUGCGGGCCGGAUAUUUAGUGCGUCGGAGUAUAUGCCGUAUAUUCCGAUAGAGGACGCUUACAUCACGGGGAUACUGGCCAAGGUAAUAGACGCCCGCCUCGUGUUCGUGUCGGGUUUUACCUUUUGGUUGGACUAUAAGCCGAAUUACUGUGAUUUUGUGAAUGACAACAGAAUUUCUGCUACUAAAGUCAGCUUUAAGUACAUGUUUUACCUUUGGGAAAAAAUACAUUCUAGUGAAGUAGAUUGUUAAAGACACUGUGUGUGUAUAUGUGUGAAUAAUGAGCUAUAUUUAUGAACUCAUGAAAGACUCUAUAACUAACUCUCUAGAUCUAGCUAAUUAUUGAAUCGGCUUCAAUGAACAUAUUUUCCAAAAGGUUAUAUGUGUACAUUCGAAAUGGUUUGCGGUGUAUUGCCGAACAUACCAUAUAAAGGAUACGAUUGCUCAAUUGAAAAAAAAAAUCCAUACAUACUCCUAUUUUGAGUGACAUCUGUUUUUGUAUUUUUUUUGUAUUUUUUUUUUUUUUUUUGUAUAUUUUUUAAGAAAAAUA